Molecule: messenger RNA, 885 nt
Organism: Linum tenue
Lineage: Eukaryota; Viridiplantae; Streptophyta; Magnoliopsida; Malpighiales; Linaceae
Source: the annotation of a GenBank genome assembly
GUAUUUCAAAAAUUUCCUGCCCGUUUCCAAAAUACUUGUUUGAGGCUGUGGGCGGGCCCAGACAGGCGAAUCGAAACCCGGAAAUUCGACGGCAAAAAGCUCGAAGCUAUCACCCACCAUUCUCGCGGUUGCGGCGAUGGCGGCAGCAUUGGCGGCGGUGAGGCCAUCCUCGCUACUUUUCCUCAGCAGGCAAUCCACCACGACCAGGCGGCGGGUGUUCUCUCCUCUGGCUUCUCUGUCCUCGUCUCCUCCACCGCCAAACACGAGAACCCUAGUCCUUUAUUCAAAGCCUGGUUGCUGUUUGUGCGAUGGCCUCAAAGAGAAGCUCCAAGCUGCUUUCUCCCUCUCCAACCCUCCAACCCUUCACGACAUCGACCUCCAGGUGAGGGAUAUCACCACCAAUCCUGAUUGGGAGAAAGCUUACCAGUACGAGAUCCCCGUGCUCGCCAAACUCCAUUCCGAUGGCACUCAAGAAAUUCUGCCGAGAUUAUCUCCUCGACUUGGCGUGGAGCUUGUACAGAAAAAGAUAGCAGCUGCCUUCACUGAAUAAAGGAAACCCCCCCACCAAUUUGGCCAAAGGUUGUAUUGCGUGUUUUGGAUGAACAAACUUGGCUGACAAUUGACAUGGUAUGUAAAAUCUUUUUCAUAUGGAAAGAUGUCUUGUGAGUGCUUUACUGAUGAGAUGAUUGAUUUGCCUCCAGCAUUCCCACGUUGCUGAGGCCCUGUGCUUAUCCUAGGGGAUAUCUAAAUUGGGAAUUGUCUUAGAAGUUCCGUAUGAAAAAUGAACUUGUUGAUGUUGCACAGACAACCUUUUGCUUAACUUAGUGGUAUACCUGGAUCCUCAUAUGGUUAAUAUCAAUGUCGAAUCCUAGCAUCUUGAGGGUA